AUGGUUUUCUACGAAACUGGUUCUGAUCACGGGUUGCCCUACGAUCCUUUCAAAGCAUGCGUAGUGCCCCGCCCAAUCGGCUGGAUAUCCACCCGCUCGCCCCGAGGAACCGACAACCUAGCCCCCUACUCCCAAUUCACAAACCUCACUUUUGAUCCCCCUUACGUGAUGUUCUCUUCCAACCGUACCCCAGACGGCAAACGCAAAGACACUGUUGAAAACGCAGAAAGCACUGGUUUCUUCGCCUGGAACCUAGCCACUUAUGCUCUUCGCGAAGAAGUAAACAUCACAGCUCAACAAUUAGAUCCCUCCGAAGAUGAAUUUACGCAUGCAAAGUUGGAGAAAGAGGAAGCGAAAAAGAUUCCAGUGGCGUUGGUAAAGCAAAGCCCUGUGAGAUUUGAAUGUGCUUUUGAUAGGGUGAUUGAGUUACCUGGGAACCCGCCUAUGGGUACUGUCGACAUAAUCUUCGGCCGCGUCCUCGCCGUCCACAUCACCGACACCGUACUCACAAACGGCAAAAUAGACAUUGCCAAAACAGAACCUAUAGCACGGCUCGGAUACUAUGAGUACGCGGUUAUAAGAGAAACUUUUGAGAUGAAGAUUCCAGGGACGAAUAAAGCGCUGUUGGAUGGGCUUGAGGGGUCGAGCAAGGCGAAUAGGGAGCUGGAGGGCAAGGAUGCAGGAGUGGGGCAAUUGAAGAGGGCUCAGAGUGUUGGUGCUGAGGCUGCUAUUGGAGAGAGCAAGUGA
Aureobasidium vineae is the source of this 747-nucleotide messenger RNA. The record is from the annotation of a GenBank genome assembly. NCBI's taxonomy places the organism in Eukaryota, Fungi, Ascomycota, Dothideomycetes, Dothideales, Saccotheciaceae.